Aphis gossypii (cotton aphid) is the source of this 2572-nucleotide messenger RNA. RefSeq names its product hydroxymethylglutaryl-CoA synthase 1-like. Lineage: Eukaryota; Metazoa; Arthropoda; Insecta; Hemiptera; Aphididae. The transcript has 2 exons. Bases 301 to 1665 code for a protein of 454 amino acids. The record is from RefSeq and is a predicted model, not a curated record. Gene Ontology annotation, molecular function: hydroxymethylglutaryl-CoA synthase activity. Gene Ontology annotation, biological process: acetyl-CoA metabolic process.
CUGUGAUCAUAUGUAGCGGACUAUACAUUUACACUUAUUAUAAUGUUUUGAUUUUUUUAAAUAAUUCAUAUAUAUAUAUAUAUAUAUAUUAUAUACACAUAUUUGAGUAUUUUCAUUUUAUAAAUUGUAUUCUUGUUUAAUAUCGAAUUAAAAAUAAAUUAACCAUUAACCAUCGCUCAUCAAUCAUAUACGAGGUACAAAUUUGCAGCAGUUAAAUUAGACGCGCAGCUAUAAGACUCGAGGAGUUCCGAGACGAUUUUAAGUACCUAUACUACCUAUUUAUUUUCAUCGGCGAGCGCGAUGGAGGACGACCGGCGUUGGCCAAAGGACGUCGGGAUACGCGCCAUGCACGUCGUCAUACCGUCGCUGUACGUGGACCAAGCCGACCUGGAACGGUACGACCGGGUGUCCGAGGGCAAGUACACGGUCGGUCUGGGCCAAAAGCAAAUGGGAUUCUGCACGGACCUGGAGGACGUGAACUCGCUGUGCCUGACGGCCGUCAGUCAGCUGGUCGAGAACAACGGCCUCAGCUACUCGGACAUCGGCCGCCUGGAGGUGGGCACCGAGACGCUGGUGGACAAGUCGAAGAGCGCGAAAACGGUGGUGAUGCAGCUGUUCGCGGCCGCCGGCAACCACCGGGUGGAGGGCGUGGACACGACGAACGCGUGUUACGGCGGCACGGCGGCCCUGUUCAACGCCCUGGCCUGGGCCGAGUCGAGCGCGUGGGACGGCCGGCUGGCCGUGGUGGUGGCCGCCGACAUAGCCGUGUACGCGGCCGGCAGCAGCGCCCGCGCGACGGGCGGCGCCGGCGCCGUGGCCAUGCUCGUCGGGCCGGGCGCCUCGCUGGUGGUCGACCGGGGCCUGCGGGGCACGUACAUGGACCACGCGUACGACUUCUACAAGCCCGACCUGGGCUCCGAGUACCCGGUGGUGGACGGCCAACUGUCCGUCCGGUGCUAUCUGAACGCCCUGGACCGGUGCUACGAGUCGUACCGGGGCGAGUGCGGCGCCCGGGGCCACGCGGUCCGCGGCCUCGACGCGUUCGAUUCGUUCGUGUUUCACGCGCCGUACUGCAAACUGGUGCGCAAAGCUCUGGCCCGGUUGUACGCCAAAGAUUCGGUCCGGGAGAAGACUUCCGCGGACGAGAAGGCCGCCGCCGUCGAUAAGACUUCCGCCGCCGAUAAGACUUCCGCGGACGACAAGGCUGCUGAGGCGGCAGCGAUGGACCGCAGCCGGCCCGUUUUCGAGGCCAAGACCGAACCGUCGCUGAUGUUGGCGUCGCGCGUCGGCAACACGUACACGGCGUCCGUGUACAGCGGACUGGCGUCGUAUCUGCUGUCGGUGCCGCCCGAACGGUUGGCCGGCAAGCGGAUCGGCGUGUUCUCGUACGGGUCCGGUCUGGCGUCGUCCAUGUACUCGAUCACGGUGGUGGACAACGGUCUGGCCGCCAUGGUGGGCCGCCUCCGGGAGUCCGUCUCGGCCGGUCUGCGGCGGCGGACGCGGUUCACGGCCGAACAGUUCGCGGACGCGCUGGACGUCCGGCGCGAGUCGCUGCACCGCGCGCCCUACGCGCCGGCCGGCGACCGGGCCCUGCUGUUCCCGGGCACGUGGUACUUGUCCGGUAUCGACGAGAUGCGCAGGCGGCAUUACGAGAGAAAAGAAUAGUGUGCCAAUAAUAAUAUUAUGUUGUAUAGGUACGCGUUCAGAUCUGCGCUGCAGCUGCAAUAGUGUCGUCGAAUUAAAUAAUCACCGCCCUUUCUUUCGUGAGUAAAUUAAUUGUGUGUUUUCAGUAAUCAAAACGUUUAUGCCUUAAUAAGAAUGCCUACGCGAUAUUUAUAAAGGCCUUACAUUGUAGGCGCGGAUCCGGGGGUUUGGGGGGGGGGCAUGCAAAAUUUGUUCUGGAUCCGCGCCUGCCUUUCAAACGGUUAGAAUUUGAAAUAUUUUCGACCAAAAAAAAUCUCAAUAAUCUUCAAGUAACUUUAUAUAUUUAUAAUAAUUCCAAAAAAUCCGAUUUUAAAUAUCUGAAUUCGAUGAAUCUCUCUGCAAAAUAAUAAUGUAAUGUAUCUACUUAUAAUUCGUAUUUAUAUAUUUCUGUAGUAUUAUAACUAAAUAAUUGACAAUGAUUGUCAGUAUAAAUAUACUAUGUAAAUCGAGUAAUAUCUAACAGUAAAUUAAGUACCUAAAUAAUUAUUGGUGUUGGUAGUUUUUAAAAUACAUAUGGACGUAAAAUUAAUUUUAAAUAAAAAUCUUUGUACACGUAUCGAUAUUAUACUGGUUUUAUAUAAUUAUUUUAUUUUUAUGCAAUUAGUUCGUAUAUAUUCAUAGUUAUUUACUUUUUUUUUUAUAUACAUUUUUUUAACCUUUGGUAUUUUCUAAUUUUAUUAUUAUAUUAUAUUUUUGGUAUGAAGUUUAUGUUUACAAUUAUUAUUUUAGUACAUAACAUUUAAUUUUUGUUAAUGUAGAGCUGCGGAUUAUUCAAUUUUUUUUUUUUUAAUAUUGAGACAAGCGACAAAUUUAAUAUUGUUAAUCAUGUUUUAUUUAAAAGAUUAUUCGCAGGUUUUAAAAAUAAAAU